AUGCCUCUCAUCCACCUCGCCACGCUCUUCGCGAGCAGCACUCUCGCAAUUGCUGUUCCCACUCCAGCGUGCUACGACGCAAACGCCACUGUCUGCGGCAAUGUAUCCUACGUCGCCUUCCCCGAAACCUCACUGCUCGACGGAGCUACAUGCUGCGGCUUCUCCAAGGAUCCGAACACAUACCAUAUUGAGAAAGAUUGCGUCUGCAUUCUUUUCACGAGGGAGCCGGACUCCCAGUGCAAGUCCUCUCCCGAGACUGCGCUUGUGGUGUUUGGCCCGGAGGAGGGGAGCAUUCACGAUGUCGCGCGGUACACCUGCAGUUACACUAGCAACUCAACGGACCAAUACUAG
Messenger RNA from Trematosphaeria pertusa, 351 nucleotides. RefSeq lists its product as uncharacterized. The transcript is spliced from 2 exons. The record is from RefSeq and is a predicted model, not a curated record. Bases 1 to 351 code for a protein of 116 amino acids. Lineage: Eukaryota; Fungi; Ascomycota; Dothideomycetes; Pleosporales; Trematosphaeriaceae.